Ylistrum balloti is the source of this 2226-nucleotide messenger RNA. Its product is annotated as sodium- and chloride-dependent GABA transporter 1-like. Gene Ontology annotation, cellular component: membrane. Bases 1 to 1995 code for a protein of 664 amino acids. Lineage: Eukaryota; Metazoa; Mollusca; Bivalvia; Pectinida; Pectinidae. The record is from RefSeq and is a predicted model, not a curated record. Gene Ontology annotation, biological process: sodium ion transmembrane transport. The transcript is spliced from 13 exons.
AUGGAUCAAACAUCACUAACUGCAGCAGAACACCAUGGCAGUUUUCCGAACAGAACAAAAUGGAACAGUAAACUGCAGUUUCUGCUCUCAGUUCUUGGAAUGAUUGUAGGGUUUGGAAAUAUUUGGAGGUUUCCUUACGUGUGUAUGAAAAAUGGCGGAGGUGCCUUUCUGAUACCAUACAUCUUUGCUCUAUUCUUCAUGGGAAUCCCGUUGUAUUUCCUGGAAUUAUCUCUUGGACAGUUCACCGGAAGAUCCUUCAAAGAUGUUUGGAGCUACUGUCCUGUAGUUCAAGGACUUGGCAUUGGGUUUCAAACGGUAUUGGUAUUUUUCACAUGCUAUUAUGUCAUGUUGUUUGCCUGGACACUCUACUAUCUGUACUAUAGUUUCUACAACCCGUUGCCAUGGAGUACGUGUGACAACGAAUGGAACACUCCUUAUUGUUUCAGCACAAUGGAAAUGGUGUCGACAAAUUUUACAAAAGAUUUCAACAUACAUAAAAACAGCACUAAUAACAAGUCUGGCUUCCGAUUUAUUAAUGCUUCUCACAGCAUAAGUAACAUCAGUGCCAUACAUCAUGACAUGUUAAGUAUAAACGUUACCAACCAGUAUCUGUUGCCUUAUGACAAUGGAAGCGCUACAAGCACGAUAAAUACCUCUAAUAUUCACCCCAGGUACGGUCACAGCGCAGAAGAGGAAUUUUGGCAGUAUUCCAGGUACAAAAUACUGGACAUAUCAUCAGGACUGGAUAACAUAGGCUCUAUAAACGGAAACGUAGUAGUAUGCAUGGCUGUGUCCUGGGCUCUGGUAUGUCUCUGUGUCAGUAAAGGUAUCCGGACAUCUGGAAAGGUUGUGUAUGUGACAGCUACAGUUCCGUAUCUACUUCUGACCAUCCUACUCGUUCACUCUCUCACGUUACCAGGUUCGUUUGACGGAAUUGUGUUUUUCAUAAGACCUGACUUCAAUUCUCUAACAAAUAUCCAGGUCUGGUUAGAUGCUGGUAUCCAAGUUUUCUUUUCCUUGGGCCUAGGAGGAGGCGUGCUUAUUACACUUUCAAGUUACAACAAAUUUUACAAUAACUGUCUGAGGGAUGCCUUCAUUCUUACAUUAGCAAACCAGGCUACCAGUGUGUUUGGUGGGUUUGUUAUAUUCUCUGCGCUAGGUUUUAUGGCCCAUCAGGCAAAUCUGCCUAUUACAGAAGUUUCAAAAUCCGGUCCAGGCUUAGGUUUUGUGGCUUACCCCAUGGCUGUUUCACAGAUGCCUGUAUCCAACGUCUGGGCAGUAUUGUUUUUUACAACUAUGGUAACGCUGGGAUUGGACACUAUGUUUGGGCUUAUUGAAGCUGAAUUUGACUUUUUUGAAGAUUGCUUCCCUUUCUUGAAAAAGAGACAAACAAUAUCAAGAAUAGCUCUCUCGUCAAUAUGCGUGCUACUAUCAUUACCUUUCUGUACACAGGGUGGCGUGUUCCUUUUCCAGCUGGCUGACUGGUAUAUCUAUACCUUUGCUCCGAUGUUCUUUACAUCAAUAGAGUGCAUCACGGUAGCCUGGGUUUACGGUGCUGAGAGGUUCUCUACGGACGUGGAAUUGAUGAUCGGAAGAAGAGUACCUGGAUAUAUCAAAUUUUGUUGGUGUUCCCUCUCGCCUCUUGUCUUAUUUGUGGUAAUGAUGGCUGGAUUUGUAUCAUAUGUACCACCGACAUAUGGGGACUAUGUAUACCCUGACUGGGUGUCUGGAGCAGGCUGGACAUACGCCAUUCUACCUGCAUUACCGUUUAUAGCUGUAGGCAUCAAAGUCAUCUUCGACUCUCCAGGGGAAACACUGUUUCAAAAACUACGUCAGUCGACGAAUCCAACACCAGACUGGCAACCAGCAGAAAACAAAGUCGAUUACAGGGUCAUCCUCUGUGAGAAACAAGGGAACUUCAGACAACGUUUUCUUGCGAACCUCGGUUGCUUUCCCAGUAAGCCGACAUACCAAGACGAUCAUACUGUCGUAUAAUCAACGGGUUUCUUGGGGAUGUUUAAACAAAUAUGUUUAACGUUGAUUAUCUAAGAAUCCUAGCACGAUAAUGACAUCCGGUUCAGAUAUUCCAUGAUUCCUGGAUGCCUCCGAUUUACAUUAUUCAGACUUGUGGACAUGAAAAUGUACGGGCCAUCUUUAAUUAUUUCUGAAAUAACGCAAAAACGUUAUUCAAAUGUGUUAUCCGCUCACUGUGAAUAUCCGGUAUAU